GAAAACCAGUCCCCGACGCAUGGGUCGUACUUAUGACAGUUGCGACGACUCCCUGGAUGUCCCAGGAAGGGGCCCAGGGGGUCAGUGGGCUACCAGCGGCGCCGCAAGCGGGCCCACGAUCGCUCCGGCUUCAGCACCGGGAGACGCGACGGGCCGGGCACCACCCACACCACGCCCGCCACCAUGCGCACCUCCCGCCCCAUCCCCUCCCUCGCCGAGUCCAUCACCACCCCCUCCAACUCCUGCCACCUGCCGCUCGAGGGCGACCCGGACACCCCGUCGGACAGCGCGGUGCCCCUCCACAAGGUGGUCCCGCACUGCCUCAGACAGUGCAGCCACACGAGUCUGCCGGAGUCGCAGCUGGAGUGUGCCAAGGCUCGCAUGUACGACUCUGAGGCGGAGUGCAAUCAGGAGUGUCAGCUGCAGAGCUGUUGUCACCGUCAGGACGACUCCACCUCCGCGGCGGAGAGUCUGACAGCGACAGCCGCCAUUUGUUCCCACAGAAAGGAGGAACAAAGUAUACUCCUGAAAAACCUCAAGCCUCAGCGGUCGUACUCGCUCCGCCUGGGCAAGAGACUGACGUCAAAGAGCCAACAGGAGCAAGAUACGAGCUUCAGCAACGGCCCCACGACGACCCAGGGGCCGUGCGUCACCUGCCAAUAUAAAAAGGCUUCCCAGCAAGACGCUGACGACGCGGCGCCGAGGACCGCCCUGUCUCAGAGCGGCUCCGGCUUGGAAGCCUCCGCCGAGAGCUCGGGCAGCACGCAGUACGCCUCGUGUUCGCUCGAGCCGACGCAGAGGUCGUCGGUGAAGCGGUUUCGGAGAAGGCUGACCUCGGAGUCGUCCUCGGACUCGGGCUGCACCGACACUCGCUCCGAACUAGAGGAGGUGAUCAUGACGACCGCGUGCUAGUGGUCGUCGAGAAGCGCGCCGUAAAAGCGAUGAGGAUAAGGACUUCCGGGUAGCAUGCCCAGGGACACGCAGGUGUUAGUGCAGGUAGAUGAAACACUGGGGGACACUACCCGCCUACCACCUCGGCCCUGAGGUCUUCGUCGGCGUCACUUCUUAUCAACAUUCCUUUUCUAAGAGACAUAUUUUUCACAACCGUCUUGUAGGUGGAAAAGCGUUAUCACAAAAAGAUAAUUAUACAUAUAUAACUGUUUAAAAACUUUUAAAAUGUAUAGUUUAUACUGGAAGUUAUAAGUAACGGAUCGAUCAAGCCUAGAUAUAGUCGAUGCCGUCUGUGUAUAUUCUAUGAUUCUAUAAUUCUGUCCCUGCGUUGGCUGGUUUUGCCAUAUUGCAAGAAAAAAAACAAUACUUCUGCCGUGAAUAUGUUAAGGGCAUUUACGCAGUACUCAGUGAUGUUAAAUGUUUAAGAAUGUUUAUUACAACCUCCAUUUUAAUGUGUUCACUUUAACCUAUAAAUUUCUUUAAUCUCUAAGAAAAAUACUCGUUACUUUCCGGGGUGCAUGAAGUCAAUGUAAGCUUUAGUGAAGUUUGAAGUGUCACCAUCUGCUUUAUCUUUCAGGAAUAGUGUUUCCCAAGCCAAGUUUCGCCAUAGCUGCUCCAAAUAUAGCGAACAUGCACCGGGUUUGUUCCCUUCAUGUGUUCGACAGACCUCCCUUGCUCUGCACUCGUUCGACUAACGUAAAGACAGGCGAUUCUCCAUGAAGUUAAUCACCACCUGCCUACUAUACGUGUGCAGAAUUUACAAUACAAUUAAUCCCAUCUGCAUCAAGUAAAUGUUCAGAAUCCCCUUACCGAACAUUGCUUACACCGUGUACAGAGUAAGCGCUUUAAACUGACUCUACUUGUACGUUUCAUCAUAACCAAUUCUGAAAGCUUAAAGAAAGAUGUUUCGAGAAGGACGCACGCUAGCGCAAGGCUCAAGAGUGCGUAUACUCUAUCAGCCGAUGACACUUUACAGUGACCCACAAAUGUAUUAAUAAGGAAACAGUAUUAGGUAAUCAUAACGCAUCAGCUCUCUAAUGUGAUAUCUUACCUCAUUCCUUUUGAGCAUAUCCUAAGUAUAUAGCAGCAUUAAAUUAAACAUAUAUGUAUAUUUGUGUU
Penaeus monodon (black tiger shrimp) is the source of this 2070-nucleotide messenger RNA. RefSeq lists its product as uncharacterized. NCBI's taxonomy places the organism in Eukaryota, Metazoa, Arthropoda, Malacostraca, Decapoda, Penaeidae. The record is from RefSeq and is a predicted model, not a curated record. The transcript is spliced from 2 exons. Bases 184 to 912 code for a protein of 242 amino acids.